Molecule: messenger RNA, 3899 nt
Organism: Catharus ustulatus (Swainson's thrush)
Lineage: Eukaryota; Metazoa; Chordata; Aves; Passeriformes; Turdidae
Gene: BNIP3L
Product: BCL2 interacting protein 3 like
Exons: 6
Coding region: 94-741 (215 amino acids)
Biological process (GO): mitochondrial outer membrane permeabilization; defense response to virus; positive regulation of apoptotic process
Cellular component (GO): mitochondrial outer membrane; nucleus; mitochondrial envelope
Source: RefSeq, a predicted model, not a curated record
GCGGGGGCGGGGCGGCCGGGCCCGGAACGGAGUCCGGGUUUGUUGUUGUUGCCCCAGCGGCUCCUCAGUCGCUUCAGCCGCGUCGCCGCCGCCAUGUCCAGCCCUCAGGAGCCGCCGCAGCACAACAACAACAACAACCCGCCGGCGGACGCGACGCACGGCGAGCCCGGCCUCAACAGUUCCUGGGUGGAGCUGCAGAUGAACGGCAACGGCAACAGCACCGACAACGGCAACGGCAAGAACGGGGGCCUGGAGCACGUCCCCUCCUCCUCCUCCAUCCACAAUGGGGACAUGGAGAAAAUCCUCCUGGAUGCCCAGCACGAGUCAGGACAGAGCAGCUCAAGAGGUAGUUCCCACUGUGACAGCCCGUCACCUCAAGAUGAUGGACAGAUAACUUUUGAUGUGGAAAUGCACACAAGUAAAGACAGUAGUUCUCAGUCCGAAGAAGAAGCAGUAGAAGGAGAGAAGGAGUUGGAAGUUUUGAAGAAAAGUGCAGACUGGGUGUCAGACUGGUCAAGUAGGCCUGAAAACAUUCCUCCCAAGGAAUUCCAUUUCAGACAUCCUAAACGUUCAGUGUCUCUAAGUAUGAGAAAAAGUGGAGCAAUGAAAAAAGGUGGCAUUUUCUCUGCAGAAUUUCUUAAGGUUUUCAUUCCAUCUCUGUUCAUAUCUCAUGUUUUGGCUCUGGGACUAGGCAUCUACAUUGGGAAACGCCUGACCACACCUUCAGCCAGCACCUACUGAGCCAUGGAGUGCAAACCUGGAGCCCACAUGACCUGUGAAGGUGUUCCUGUCUCAUUUAGUACAUUUGACUUGAGACCAUUCUAAGCAUGACCCUGACUUCACCCUUUCCUUCCAUAUCCAGGUUUUUGCUAACUCUGGAAUUCAGUAUUGUGUUGGAACUCUGUUGAGGUGUUUGGCUAUCCACAUUUUUUCCCCUCUCUCCCAUUCCCCUGCCUCUUGGCCUGCAAGACACAGCAGAGUUGCUGGAUGGAGUUUACAACUGUCUCUAUGUUGCAAGGGCUUCUCUCAAUGCAAAAUGCCACCAGCAAGUUUAAUUUUAUCAGUGAUGCUGUUGCCUCCUUAGUGCAACCUGACUUCAGUUGCAGUUGUGCAUGGUCUCAUGUUGGCUGCAUGGUGGUGGUAAAAGAGUCUCUGGAAGAAAAUUACUGAUUGGAGUGGAAAAAGAGUUUUUUCUUUUGUAAAAAAGAAGCUGGGUAUGGAAUAAACUAAGAAAUCACUGGCAAUAAAGAUCCAGUUUAAAUCAGCUCUUGGGGGGGAUUUACUGAGCCCCUUGGAUUGGCUAACAAACACCAUUUGAAUUGCAGGAGGCAAAGACUGCAGAAAUUUUCAAGUAGGAUAACUAAAUCCAUCAGCAUAUUUUAAUACUAGGUAAUUGUUGUAAUCUUGUCUUUUCUAUGAAGUCAGCUCCUUAUUCCUUGUAGGAAAACCUGUCUGAUACCUAGGAAAUAUUAGAGAAAUUGCAUUGUUUGCAUGUGAAGAAGCUUUUUUUUUUUUUUCUUUACCUGUUUUUUCUUAAGGGAAAAUUUUCAAUGUGGAAUUUUCCUUUUCAAAGUAGUUCUAAAUUAAGGAAAAACCCAACAGCUGUAGUGUAGGUAGGCUCUGUGUAAAAGGAAAUUCUCCUGUUUGUUGUGGAACCACUUCCAGCUCCGAGGAUCCGGCAGUUCCAGCAGGAAAAGCUUUUCACUCAUCCUUAGUGGGGACAAUCUUGCAGGUGCAUAAAUGUUCAGAAGUUGGAAAAGCUCUGAAAUGUCUUCUGCAAAUGAAUUUUCAAUAUUCCUCUCUCUCAUUGUUUACUGUACAAUCUCCUUUUUGGGGAUACUUGGAACCUGAAAGUCACUUGUGGUGUCUCAUGUUAGGGUAGAUUUCUCACUGAUGUUGUUGAACUUUUAUCUUAGGGAACAUUUAAGCCUUGUCCUCCUUCAGUGACACUUCUUUGCAAAAAUGUGAAGCUUUAGUACCAAAUUGUUACAAAGCAUCAGGACAGUCCUGUCCUUAAAGAGAUUUUAUUGGAUUUCAGAACAUGUAGCAUGAACUCUGAAGGAUAGAAUACUGUUUUUAUAUAUAUAUAUAUAUAUAUAUGAAUAUAUAUAUAAAAAUAUGAUAUAGACUUUAAUACUAAGUAUUUAGGGAACCAAUGCUAAUUUUAAGACUAGCAAAAAUCUCAUUUAAAUAAAAACUUUAGUAGGCUGACUUGUAGAAAAUAAGAAAAUCUAGUCAGCCAUUUGGAGAAAACAGCUACCUAGAAUUGCUUGCUUGCAUCAGACUUUCUAAAGUUGAUUAUUUGAUAGAGCAGUGAUUGCUUGAACCAGUUGAUGCAUAGAAGCUAAACCCCAGCUGAGAUUUGGGUUCAAAAACUUUUAGUUAGCUCCCAGGAAGUGAAAAAGUUAUGAAUCCACUGCUAAACUGUAUUUAUUUUCAUUCUCUACUUCUGAAUGCUGUCAGAGAAUGCUUUCAGGGUGAGCAACAAAUCCUCUUGAGUAAUCUGGUUUUUUUUAUUUUCUUUGUGAGUAUUUGGGAGCACUUGAGGUGCCCACAAGCAGGGUUUGUUUUGGGUGUGGAUGUUGGGUUCACCCAGAAGUGGGGCUGGGCAGGGAGGGUGGAGGGAGGCUCAGAGAGCAUCAAAUAUUUCAUUUUACAGCCUGGGGGCACAGUGAAAGGCUGAACACUUCCAGUUCUAACACAGCACCUUGCUUUGGAUGGAGUUGGACUAGUGGAAAAAAAGAGAUUUUUACUAAGUAGGGAGUAUUUUUUAAAGAGAAAAACCCAGUCAAUGAGCCCUUUCUAAAUGAAUUUCAGAAUAUCUGCUAAAGAACAGUGCAAGCUUGUGGCUGGUAAUGAUAUUUGGAGUAAAAGCUAUGAAACCCAGAGCUGAGGAAUGUCUGUGCUCACAGUGCAGUAUUUAUUGAGACCCUGUUCUAAACUUUGGAGGAAAAUCUGCAACUUCCAGUUUUACAAUGAACAGCAACAGAGGGUUGGAUCAUUCCAAAAGGGGUUUCAAUAUUGAGAGUUGGAAGUUUUGUUAAGAUAAAUGUCGUUUAAAAAAAGCUUUAUACCUGUUUACAGUUUUGGAAAAAAGGCAAAAAAAAAAAAAAAAAAAAAAAAAAGAAGUAGGCUUCAUUUUUCUUACAUUCAGUGAAAACUGGCCUAGACUCUUUGUAAAUAGGAUCAAGAAAAUAAAAUGCAUAAACUCGCACAUCCAAGACCUAACUGCAGCAAAUGCAUCUUUACUUACUGUUUUCAAAAGUGAAAGCUGAAGAUUGUUUAGAAAUUCCAAUUUUUUUUAAUUGACAUCUGUUGAAAUCUUGGAGUUAACUGAGCCAAAGUGAUUAUGCAUUCUUCAUCAAUUAGUUAGCACUUUGUAACAUUCUCUACAGUUUACAUGUAUGAGUUGUAGCUUCUCAACGUUUUGUGCCAUUAAAGCUCUCACAAAACUGCUUGUCUGAAAUCAUUUCUCUUCUCUUCCCCUUUUUUACAGCUCUGUUUUUAAGGUAUUUUAUGGAACUCUUUUGUUCUGGGUGACACAAACAUUGAAGCUGCUGUUUAUAAACUGGAAUUUUUUUUUUUUUUUGAAAGAUUGCUUGGGUUUGUUUUUGUUUUGUUUUUUUUUUUUUUUAGUGACCUGGGAUCAUCUGCUUCAUUUCCUGAAGCACUUAAUAAAAAUAUUCCCCCUACUUGGCCUUGUGUGACUUCUCCAAGUCCUCCAGCACCUUGUCCUGGAAAACUCUGAAAGGAAAAUCAUGUGGUGGCAUAUGAAAUGUAAAGCAGAAUUGCUGAGAUUUUGUAUGAUUGCUCCACUCUAUUGUACUCCUUGUAUUUCUCUUCUUAAUUGUGUUUAAUUUGCAGAUUAAAGAGUAAGGGACAUAAACCCUCAUUGUUAA